UCUGAUCAGUGUCCGAGGUUCUCCCUUUCUGUCAGCAACUCCUCCAUUACCCACGCUGCCAUCUCCUUCUCGUCUGCGACCCCUCCGUGCCACCAUGUCGUCUCUCCGGACACUGUUCCUCCUGCUGCUCAGCCUCUCCCUGGGCAUGACAGCCACCCUGGGUCUCUACAGGACCUCUUCCAGCGAGGACACCCCAGCUCCCCAAGCUCCUGUCCUGGACCCGACUCCGGUGGACCCCCUGGAGGUGGAGGGGGUGAUGGAGGACGACACCCCCGUAGCAGAGCUGACAGUGGGCCAGGAGACAGACAGUCUGGAGGAGUCUGCUGGGGGGAACUCACCGGUCGACCCUCAAACAGUACCAAGCGAGCCUGCAGCAGACAGCCCGGCCACUGACAGCCCAUUGGUCGAGGAGCCCGAUGCUGACAGUCCAUUGGUUGAGGAUCUAAUUGAAGACAUCCCUGCAUCUGAUGCUGCUGAUUCCUCUGUGGCUGAUCAGCCCGUUGCUAACAGCCCAUUGGUUGAAGACAGUCCUGCAGGGAACGCCGCUGCAGACAUCCCUGCCCCGGAGCUCCUGGCUGAGGAGGCGCUGGGCCACGAGACCCCAGGCCAGGAGGCCCCCACCCAGGGGAGCCCUGCUGAAGACGCCCCAGCGCAGGAGCCUGCUGCUGGGGAAGGCUUGGCCGUAGAGGCCCCUGUGGCUGACACCCAGGAUUACCCGAUAGAGGGCCUCCCAGAGGGCCUGGAGGCCCUGGAGCUGCUGGAGCAUGUGGAGGAGCUGGCCCCGUCCAUGCACCUGCCCAUGGUGGAGGAGUCUUCCUGGGGCCUGGGCUCCAUCAGAAACAGCUUCCAGGCCGUCAACGGCUACUUUGACUCCUUGGUGGAGAUGGUGGGGGGGCGCGACGGUGUGUGCCAGUACCGCUGCCGACACGGUAAAGAGCCUGUCCCCCGGCCAGGCUACAAGGUCCCUGAGCCCAACGGCUGCAGCAACUCCAUACUGGGCUUCCAGGUAGCGGACACCCUGGACCUGGGCAUCCCUGCCAUGACGCGCUGCUGUGACCAGCUGGACUCCUGCUACGACUCCUGCGGCUCCAGCAAGGCCCACUGCGACUCCAAGUUCCGCUGGUGCGUCCACGCCAUCUGCACCGACCUGAAGAGGAGCCUGGGCUUUGUGUCCAAGGUCCAGGCAUGUGAGUCCAUGGCAGAUGCCCUGCACAACACGGUUGGGUCCUUGGGCUGCAGGUCGUACAUGAGCAGCCAGAGGGAGGCCUGCUACUGCGAGGAAGAGGAGAAGGAGGAGCUCUAGAACACCUGCUGGGACUGCAGCAGUGUGAGGGUGUGUGUGUGUGUGAGGGUGUGUGCGUGUGUGUGUGUAUGAGGAUGGCUCUCUCACUGGACUACAUACCGUACAAGACCGUGAUUAUUACAUGUUAUUGUAGAGAACGUUAUCAACAAUGUUUAAAAUCAUUAUCUCGGAAACUGUGACAGUGUAGUACACAGCAUAUUCUAUUCUUAUUUUCAAGUUGUCUCUCGUGGUGUUUUCUGUUUCUGCCUCAGAGACCAGUAGGGGGCAGGGCUGCAGCUCCACUGAACCUGAAAGUCACCAUUCACAUAUGCUGCUUAAUACUUGGGGUGAACUUGAUUUGUUUCACCCACUGGAAUGAAAGCAAGGAACUAGUCACAUAAGUGCCAACUAUGAGGCACAUCAAACGCACCUCAGGUACGUCUGAAUGGCUGGCCAGCAUGGUGCUCUGAUAGAGGCUCAGCAGCCUCUGGUUAGAAUGGAGAACCUUCAGAAACAUAACAUUAGUGUCCAUGGCGACGUGGGCGGAACAGCGUGGGUGCUGCGGCGUGGGCGGAGUGGAGGGGGGGCUUCGGGGUUUUCUCAAAAGCCCUGAAUCUUUACGGGUUGUAAUUUUCGGGAAAUAUGACAAUAUGAGUCCAACGUAAUGUGUAUAUUACAGAAAGCUCCAAAAACAAUUUUGCAAUCAAAUUAAUGCAACAAAAAAAGAUGCGCUCUCGCAUUACCUGUAGAGGUUCCUAUCUGAACUCACAUUAACCCUUGACCAGGUGCUAGGUUGGGGCUCCGCCCCUGAUCCUUGGUACUGUGUUACAUAAAUGAGUACUGUGUAAUGGUGUUUACACACACAGACAAGCUCUCACUCACUCACACAC
This is a messenger RNA of Osmerus eperlanus (European smelt), 2172 nucleotides long. RefSeq names its product phospholipase A2, group XIIB (gene pla2g12b). NCBI's taxonomy places the organism in Eukaryota, Metazoa, Chordata, Actinopteri, Osmeriformes, Osmeridae. Gene Ontology annotation, cellular component: extracellular region. Bases 95 to 1303 code for a protein of 402 amino acids. The transcript has 4 exons. Gene Ontology annotation, biological process: triglyceride homeostasis; arachidonate secretion; cholesterol homeostasis. Gene Ontology annotation, molecular function: calcium ion binding; A2-type glycerophospholipase activity. The record is from RefSeq and is a predicted model, not a curated record.